Pelodiscus sinensis (Chinese soft-shelled turtle) is the source of this 1120-nucleotide messenger RNA. The record is from RefSeq and is a predicted model, not a curated record. NCBI's taxonomy places the organism in Eukaryota, Metazoa, Chordata, Testudines, Trionychidae.
CAUCCCUACCUGACCGUGGAGAGGCGAUACUGGAGACUCGACACCAAUUGUGACUGUUGGCAUCAGCUGGUCCUGGAGCAAUGGGACGACCAGCAGUGGCUCCAGAAUUUCAGGAUGUGAAAUCAGAUGUUCCUGGACCUGUGUGCCUGGCUUGCCCCUCUGUUCCUCAGACAUGACACCCAGCUGCGGCCCACCAUCCCCAUGAACAAGAGGGUCGCCAUCGCCCUGUGGAAGCCGGCCACCCCAGCCAGCUACCGCUCUGUGGCACACCAGUUCAGGAUGGGCAGGUCCACAGUGGAUGCCGUCUCGAUGCAGGUUGUCCAUGCCAUCAAUGACAUCCUGCACCAGAGGGUCAUCUGCCUGUCGGAUGUGGAUGCAGUCGUGGCUGGCUUCGCUGCCCUGGGGUUCCCCAACUGCGGGGGAGCCGUGGAUGGGACUCACAUCCCCAUCCAUGCCCCGGAACAUCGACCAGCCCAUUUCAUCAACUGCAAAGGGUACUUCUCCAUGGUGCUCCAGGCCCUUGUGGACCGCCUUGGUCGCUUCACAGACAUCUGUGUGGGGUUGUUUCGGCAGGGCACAUGAUGCCCACAUCCUGAGAAACUCCAGCCUGUAUCUCAGAGUGGAGGCGAGCACUUUCUUCCCCCAGUGGGAACUGACAGUUGGGGAUGUCCACAUGCCUCUCUGCAUUGUGGGGGUCAUGGCCUACCCCCAUAUUCUGUGGCUGAUGUGGCCGUACACCGGAUGCAUGGAACCCUGGUGGGAACAUUUCAACCACCACCUGAAUCGGGCCCACAACCAGUUUGAGUGCGCCUUCAGACGGCUGAAGGUGAUUCUGUUGUCUGCUUACCCGUCUCGAAAUGGGUUAGCAGAACAUCACGGAGGUUGUGGCAGCAUGCUGAGUGCUGCACAACACAGUGGAGCAGACAGGGGAGGCCUUCCUCCCAGGGUGGAUGGCAGGCGAGGGCUGGGCAUUUGAGCAGCCCCACACAGCUGCCAUCCGACAGGUGCACCACAAUGGGGUGCACAUCUGGGAGGCUCUGAAGGAGAUGUUCUCCCAGGCUCCACACUAGGGUUGCUUCUGUCUCCCGUCCACAUCCCCCUCCCACCUUCAACCCUUCCC